CGUUUAAGUGGCGUUCGCCUCUUCUAGGACGGGGAGAGUCGCAGUGGCGAGAACAAGAACUUUGAAGCCAUCAUGGGAGAUGAAGAUUGGGAGGCAGAAAUCACCAAACCUCAUAUGUCUUCUUAUGUUCCUGUAUUUGAGAAGGAUAAGUUUCCUCCUGGAGCAAAUGGAGACACUUUUAAUAGUACUCCUACUUCUUCAUCAGAAAUGGAUGAUGGAUCUCAACGAGAUCGUUUCAUGAGAAGUGGAUUUGCCUCUGGGAGGAGUUUAGGAAACAGAGAUGCUGGUGAGUCUACUACAAGAGAGAAUCCACCCACAAUGGGUGGUUUUGGAGUUGGAAAACGCUUUGGAAACAGAAGUUUUUUAAAUCGCAAGUUUGAAGAAGGUGAUAGCACUGGUCUUUGGAGAGAGUCUAAUGGCAAUGAAGAUAAUCAAACACGGGACAGAGGCUUUUCCAGGAGAGGUGGAUAUCAAGAUGGAAGUGACUCAUGUUCACCCAGAAGAGGUGGGAGAGGUAGUUUCCGAGGUUGCCGUGGAGGAUUUGGCCUAGGAAGUUCAAGUAAUGAAUUUGAACAAGAUGAAGGGACACAACGCACUGGUGGCCCUUUUGGUUCUAAAAGACCAGCAUUAAGUGGUGCAGGUAAUGGUGACACUUAUCAAAGUAGAAGUGGCAAUGGCAGUGGACGAGGUGGUUACAAAGGUUUAAAUGAAGAAGUAAUAACAGGCACAGCAAAGAAUUCUUGGAAAUCAGAAGUUGAAGGAGAAAGUACUGACCCUCAAGGGCCCAAAGUGACUUACAUACCACCUCCACCACCUGAGGAUGAGGACUCCAUUUUCGCACAUUAUCAGACAGGCAUCAACUUUGACAAAUAUGAUACUAUUCUUGUGGAAGUCUCUGGACAUGAUGCGCCACCAGCAAUUCUGACUUUUGAAGAAGCUAAUCUUUGUCAGACACUGAAUAACAAUAUUGCUAAAGCUGGUUAUACAAAACUUACUCCAGUGCAAAAAUACAGUAUUCCUAUUGUACUAGCAGGACGAGAUUUGAUGGCUUGUGCCCAAACAGGAUCUGGAAAGACUGCUGCCUUUCUUUUGCCAAUUUUGGCUCAUAUGAUGCGUGAUGGAAUAACUGCCAGUCGCUUUAAGGAGUUGCAGGAACCAGAGUGUAUCAUUGUAGCACCAACCCGAGAAUUAAUUAACCAGAUCUAUUUGGAAGCCAGAAAAUUUUCCUUUGGGACUUGUGUAAGAGCUGUUGUUAUCUAUGGGGGAACCCAGUUGGGACAUUCAAUUCGACAGAUAGUACAAGGCUGCAAUGUAUUAUGUGCUACACCUGGGAGGCUGAUGGAUAUCAUAGGUAAAGAAAAGAUUGGUCUGCGUCAAGUCAAAUAUUUAGUUUUGGACGAAGCUGAUCGUAUGCUGGAUAUGGGUUUUGGACCAGAAAUGAAGAAAUUAAUUUCUUGCCCAGGAAUGCCACCAAAGGAACAACGUCAAACCCUUAUGUUUAGUGCAACUUUUCCAGAGGAAAUUCAAAAGUUGGCUGCGGAGUUUUUAAAGUCCGAUUAUUUGUUUGUUGCUGUUGGACAAGUGGGUGGAGCAUGUAGAGAUGUUCAGCAGACCGUUCUCCAAGUUGGCCAGUAUUCAAAACGAGAGAAACUUGUCGAAAUUCUACGAAACAUAGGUGAUGAAAGAACAAUGGUCUUUGUUGAAACUAAGAAAAAAGCAGAUUUUAUUGCGACCUUUCUUUGUCAAGAAAAAAUAUCAACUACAAGUAUUCAUGGGGACCGGGAGCAGAGAGAGAGAGAGCAAGCUCUUGGAGAUUUCCGUUGUGGAAAGUGCCCAGUUCUUGUUGCCACAUCAGUUGCUGCUAGAGGACUGGAUAUAGAAAAUGUUCAACAUGUUAUCAAUUUUGAUCUUCCCUCUGCCAUUGAUGAAUAUGUUCAUCGAAUUGGACGUACUGGUCGUUGUGGGAAUACUGGCAGUGCUGUUUCCUUUUUUGAUCCUGAAUCAGAUGGCCACAUAGCACAGCCUUUAGUGAAAAUACUAUCAGAUGCACAACAGGAUGUUCCUGCUUGGUUGGAAGAAAUUGCUUUUAGUACAUUUGUUCCUGGCUUCAGUGGUAGUACAAGAGGAAAUAUCUUUGCAUCAGUUGAUACCCGCAAGAAUUUCCAGGGAAAGAGCACUUUGAACACAGCAGGAUUUUCUUCUUCGCAAACUCCCAAUCCAGUAGAUGAUGAGUCAUGGGAUUAAAUCUAAAACACUCAAGUUUGUGGUACAGUUUUGAUGCAUACAAGAAAAUAGUUUUGAUUUUUGAAUUUUUAACAGAAGUGUGAAAGCUGACACUCAUAUCUCCUGUCCUUCUGUUCUCAUUCCCACCUUUGAAAAGAAAUUCGUAUUGACUAGUUAAUGUGAAGUGCUAAAAGUUAUAACAGCAUUACAGUUGCUGAUACAAAUGGUGUUGACUGGGAAGAUUAAAGCAUUCUAAAUGUCUUGCUUAUUUUUAGUGUAUUCUUCACGAGUUUUAGACAUACUGCAUGUCUAAACCCUAAGUCUUACUGUAUAGUGUUUAUUGAUCCUAUGAAACAAGCACAAUAGGAUAUGAUGCAUCUUUGGUUAGAAAUUAGUGGGUCUCAUUUGUACUUAGCAGAAGCCUUUCAAGCCACAAGUGCCAUUGUAAUGUGAAAACGUGAUUUCCAUGAAGCUAACAGGGGAAGACUUAAGCUUUUCAAGGUGAUUUUGACUUUAGAUCAUCAGAUAUGCGAUGAAAAUGGUUAAAUAUUUACAAUGUGAGCUCUGUACUGAAUAAAAUACCUAAUGCUUGUUUUUAUUAUGUACAAACUGUCCUUGAAAAUAAAGGCUGAAACACACUUU
Echinops telfairi (small Madagascar hedgehog) is the source of this 2865-nucleotide messenger RNA. RefSeq names its product DEAD-box helicase 4 (gene DDX4). NCBI's taxonomy places the organism in Eukaryota, Metazoa, Chordata, Mammalia, Afrosoricida, Tenrecidae. The record is from RefSeq and is a predicted model, not a curated record. The coding region runs from base 73 to 2244 and encodes 723 amino acids. The transcript has 22 exons. Gene Ontology annotation, biological process: cell differentiation; gamete generation. Gene Ontology annotation, molecular function: RNA helicase activity; ATP binding; RNA binding. Gene Ontology annotation, cellular component: P granule; nucleus.